Molecule: messenger RNA, 1629 nt
Organism: Cicer arietinum (chickpea)
Lineage: Eukaryota; Viridiplantae; Streptophyta; Magnoliopsida; Fabales; Fabaceae
Product: protein PMR5-like
Cellular component (GO): Golgi apparatus
Molecular function (GO): O-acetyltransferase activity
Source: RefSeq, a predicted model, not a curated record
GAGUUUAAGUGUGGGUUACAGUGAUAGAUUCUCAUAGUAAAAAUUUACAAUGUAAUUGCAUCUCCAAUUUCUAAAGUUGCAUCGUGACCACGUUGUUCAUCCACCUUCACAUGCACACAUCAACAACAAAAGAAACAACCUUUCUCUCCUCACACACCAUUUCUAUACCUUUCCUCACAAAACAGUUACCUCUUUUUGUUCUGUUUCUGUAUUAGUUCCUUUUUUAGUUUUCCCUUUCUUCCAUUGAUCCAUUCUCUAUCAAUGGCCUUUCUCUUCUCCCAAUCUUGUUCGUUCUUCUCCCUUCUUUUCCUACUUUCUCUUCAAUGCCAAAAAGCUUAUUCUUCUUUUCAUCAUCAUCAUAAUCACCAUAAACAUGUUCACUACAAGAAACCCAUUUUACAAGCCAAAAACCAUAGCACAUGUUCAUUGUUUGUGGGAACUUGGGUUCAUGAUGAAAGUUACCCUUUUUAUCAAUCUUCCAGCUGUGAAAUCAUAGACCCAGAAUUCAAUUGUCAGAGGAAUGGUCGCCCAGAUUCUGAUUACCUUAAAUACCGUUGGAAACCCCUCAAUUGUGAGCUCCCAAGGUUUAAUGGGGUUGAGUUUCUGGUGAAGAUGAAAGGAAAAAAUGUAAUGUUUGUUGGUGAUUCGCUAGGAAGGAACCAAUGGCAGUCUUUGAUUUGUAUGCUAUCUGCUGCAACACCUCAUGGUCAGACACAACUUGUCGGGGGUGAUCCUCUCUCCACCUUCACAUUCUUGGACUAUGGUGUGAAGAUUUCAUUCUACAGAACUCCUUUUUUGGUGGAGGUGGAUGUGGUCCAAGGGAAGAGAAUUUUGAGGCUUGAAAAGGUAGGUAAGAAUGGUGACACAUGGAAGAGUGCUCAUGUGUUGUUGUUCAACACAGGACAUUGGUGGACUCAUCAAGGAUCACUUCAAGGGUGGGAUUAUGUAGAAUUAGGAGGGAAAUAUUACCAUGACAUAGAUAGAUUGGUAGCUUUGGAAAGGGGUAUGAAAACAUGGGCUAAUUGGGUUGAUACCAAUAUUGAUAGAAGUAGAACCCAUGUGUUAUUCCAGGCAAUUUCUCCCACACACUACAACAAAAGCGAAUGGAAUGCAGCUGGCGGUAGAACAACAAGUGUGAUGACAACAAAGAAUUGUUAUGGUGAAACAUCACCAAUUAGUGGCAGAACAACAAACUUUGGAGAAGAAACAUACACUCAUCAACAAAUGCGAGUAGUGGAUAUGGUGAUACGCGAAAUGCGCGAUCCUGCGUAUCUUCUCGGCAUCACAAAGUUAUCAGCAUUGAGAAAAGAUGCACAUCCUUCAAUUUAUAGUGGUGAAUUGAGUCCACUGCAGAGAGCUAACCAUUAUCACUCGGCUGAUUGUAGUCAUUGGUGUCUUCCUGGAUUGCCUGAUACUUGGAAUCAACUACUCUAUGUUGCUUUAUUCUAUUAAUUAAUUUUAUUAGUUAUCACUAGGUAAUUUACAUAGCUCUAAUUCUUACUGUAUUAUUACUAUUUUUUUUAAGACACAACGCGUUUAUAUUUUAUUCAGAGUUACCUGAGAUUGCAACUCUUUCUAACUGCAAAGUUAUAUAAAUAUAUAAGGAGGCAUCAAAUUACAGUAGUGUAA